Leucoraja erinaceus (little skate) is the source of this 3975-nucleotide messenger RNA. RefSeq names its product WW domain binding protein 1-like a (gene wbp1la). NCBI's taxonomy places the organism in Eukaryota, Metazoa, Chordata, Chondrichthyes, Rajiformes, Rajidae. The coding region runs from base 85 to 1299 and encodes 404 amino acids. The record is from RefSeq and is a predicted model, not a curated record. The transcript has 4 exons.
GGGGCGGGACUCUGGCCGGCCGGUGGCGGCGGCGGCGGCGAGUGUUGCGAUUCUUCCCCGGAGCCAGGAGCAGGACAGGAGGGGAUGAUGGAGCCUGCAGCAGCGGCCGGGGCCGGGGCAGCAGCCGCCACAAGGAAAGACAUGGACAAGAUCCUGCUCAGAAUAGUGGUCUUGCUCCCUCACAUCUUCCCUGUCAAGCUGGCCGGGGUGCAAGCUCAGCCUCAAGGUAGAGAAGCAUGUGUUGGCGUAAACAACCAGAGUUAUUUCUGUGAAACGGGGCAUUGCUGUGGAGAAUCGCAAUGCUGUAACUACUAUUAUGAGCUCUGGUGGUUCUGGCUUGUUUGGACCAUCAUCAUCAUCCUGAGCUGCUGCUGCAUCUGUCACCAUCGACGGGCCAAGUUGCGACUGCAGCAACAACAGAGGCAGCGCGAGAUCAACCUCAUUGCCUACCAGGGAGCACGCAACUACUCCCUGCUCCCGCUCUACCUGAGGUUUUUGCCGAGCUAUUUGCUGCCUCCGUACGAGGAAGUGGUGAACCGGCCCGUCACGCCUCCGCCCCCCUACAGCGCUUUCCAUCAGCAGCCCGUCCCGCAGUGCAACGGCCCCUCCAUCUCGGAGCCACCACGGGCUCCGGCCGCCCCCGGUAACGCAGUGCUGACAGUGUGCGAGGCGGUGCCUCGGCAGGACAGCUCGUUGGGCCCGGACUCGCCGCGGGGGUCGUUCAAGGCACCGUGCGGCGGUGGCGGGGCGGAGGAGCUGGUGCUGGGCUCAGAGCGGGAGCCGGUGCGGGCUUGUCGCCCAGACCCGGAGCAGGAGGACGAGGGGGAGGAGGACGAGGAGGAGGAGGAGGAGGAGUUCGACUGCCCCGAGAAGGAGCAGCUCAACGACUACUACCCCGGCUCAUCCUCCAAGAUCGAGACCUGGCAACAGCAACAUCAGCCCAGCCCCGAGAUCAAAGAUACGGACAAGACCCCCGGGAGGCACCGCAGGUUCACCGGAGACUCGGGCAUCGAGGUGUGCGUCUGCAACCGGGACGGGGACGAUGCCAGGGAGGUGGACGGGCUGAUGGACGGCACGGGUGGCGCGGUGGAGUAUUGCAGCACCUGCGACGUUUGCGACGCAUGUCCCCGUCCGGACACGGGGGAGGAGGGAGAAGGGGAGGAGGAAGGGGAUGGCACAGCCGAGGAGCGCAAGGAGCAGCACGGCACGGGGCUGGACCAGCCCGUCUGCCUCUUGUUGGACACCAUCAAUGAGAACGAGCUGCUGCAAGCCCACCAACGGCACGACCCCCAGACCUAAAACUGGCGGCCCUGACUCUCCGCCGCCCUGGUCUGACGUGUCGCACUCGAGGACUCUCUUGUGCUCUUGUUUCAUCCCAAUCGCUUCCGGUGUCGAGUGUAACUUGGAUGGGGUUGAAGGAAAAGACAGCAGAUGCUAAAGCACUGGGUGAGAUCACUGCUCAACUACGCUGGCAUCGACAGUACUGAACCCCACCAACAAUGUCUCUCCGUGCACAAGACAUGGUGGCAUAGAAGCAAUUAUAACAGCAACUGGAAUUUUAUAUCCAGCAUUUAAAAUUUUAAUCAAAAUGUAUUUGCAUGGGAUUGUGACCCUUUGUUCACCUUGAGUUGUAUGAAGAGACCACUUGUGUCCUUGUAGGAGUGACGGCAUUGUCCGUCUGAGUUGAAGUUGCAAGCGGUCUGAUACAAUGUGGGAGGCUUUGGCUCUGAUGCACUGUGUACUUUCCUGUAGAAGGCGGGUGAUGGGUUUUUUUCUCCUGGGACUAUGCACAACAGCUUUAAACUGCAUAAAAGGCAAUCCUCCUGCAUCACCUCUCUCCCCCUCUCCCCCUCCCUCUCUCCCUCUCUCUCUCUCCCACACACACGCACUCUUUCUGUACCGAAACAUGAGGGUUUACUUGCUUGUCACAGUUUUGCGUUCGCGAUAUGUUGCGUCGCGUCGGAAGAUUAAGGAGAUGUCGCGAGUGACAAUGUGACCUCCUCACCUGGAGUUGACUGGAAGUCAACGUAGCAAAAAAAAAAGAAAAGAAUGUGAGAAAUGUACUGGGAUAUGCGAUUUAUACUUUUUAAAACUUCUGCUAGAUCUUUCGGUGUAAAGAUGUCCGUAGUGUGGAGAGUGCCUGGUUGAUGUGAGUGCGGUUUCAGAGAUGAUUUAAGUGUUUCCUAUGUGAAACUUGGGUGCCUAUGAAUGGUGUUUGACUGGUGCAGUUGAUGGACUCGGCAGCAGAGCAGGUGAACUCCGCUAGUCUACGAUCCUUUGGACAGGAGAACAUUUCCCGCGUGUGUGCAUGUACACCUGUUUGUGUGCACUUGUGUGUGUGUGUGUGUGUGUGUGUUUGUACCAUGCAACAGAAUUGCAGGCUGUUUUGUCUUCUUUACACAUGUACACAAAGUGUGGGUGUACAAGGCAAGGGUAGGCUCUUAAUUGCAUACACGACCUCAGCAUAUCCCAAAGCGCUUAACAGCAAACCAAGUACUUUUGAAAACAAGCCACUAUAUGUACCACAGGAAACUUGGCAUUCAAAUUUGCACACAGCAGGCUCUCUCGAACAGCUGUGAAGCCAAAUGACCACCUCUGUUGCAGGUUGUUGGUUGAGUGGGAAGGGUUGGCGAGAGUUCAGCUACGGCUCCACUCCUCUACCUCUCAGUCUGGGACUCUCAUGUCUGAAGAGAGGUCUUGACCCAAAACCUUUUACUCCAGAGAUGCUGUUUGACCCGCUGAGUUACGCCAGCACUUUGUGCCAAUGUUCGGUGUUAACCAGCAUCUGCAGUUCUUUCCUACACAUCCACUCCUCUAUGGGUUGUCAAUAUAAAGUCCCAGCCAUACGAUGUUUCCUUCAAUUGUGCAAUAACAUGCCCGAGUCCAAACGGGACAGGGUGGGUGAACUUGAGUUUGUAUCUGCAUGUGUGCCUACUUUGUUUUGACUGCACACAAUGAUGCCAAAUCUGAAAUAGAACCAGUCACACCUCUGUAGUCCAUCCGUGACCAUCGGUUCACACCACUGUGUGGCUGACGGCUCACUUUUCCUCGAUUUCCUCCUCCCUGUCCCCACCUGCUCCUGUUACAUCACAUCAAUUACAACACGCUGAGUUUCGGAUUAAUAUCCAUGUUUUGACUUGCCAAUCUUCUGUUUCAUGCUCAGUGACUUUGGGGAAUGACUAAUUCCUCUCCAUGUUGGAGAUGCUUUGUGGUAAAUCCACCCAACGGCUUGGUCUCAGUUGCUUUGGACAAGGGUCCGUAUGUGUAACCUUGGGGUGUUGACCAUCCCUCCCCCCCUCCAAGGGGGAAGGAAGCCAUUGACUGGUGGACCAGGGAAGGGUGACACCAGGCAGGAAAACACUUUCAUUUCGACCAAACCAAGAUGCGCAAUAAAGCCAAAGGAACUCGAAGUUCUCCAAAGCAGUAGACUAUAGAUUGGCUGCUCAUCAGCAACCGUUGUGGGCGAUUGAGACCUUGAGGUGGACUAACUGACAACACAGCUGUCGUAGUAACCCUAUUAUUUGUUGGUGUAGGGGGAGCUGAGCUGGGAGAACAGCACUGCAAUGUUGAGGUCCAUAAUGGGCAAAGCACAAAGACCUUUUCAGGGAAUGGCCUUCCAGUCCAUUGACGACCAGUUUUGAGGUUUUCUUUUCCUUCUUUUUAAAAAAAAGAGGGAUGUGAAGUGGGGAAAUAACAUCUCUGCAGCACUAACGUCAACUGGCAACGUGCGGGUUUAAAGUUUUUUUCGAUUUGAAAACUUUUAUUUUCAAACAGAAUUUGGAGCGUAUAUAGACAUAACUUACAGAAUGCAAAAAUACUUUCAUAAUGCACAGAAGAGUGGUCAAGAAAUUGUGGUUUUCAUGUGGAGAUUCACAUGUGCAGUGCUUCUGCCAACUGCUCGCUUGCACUUGGUUUUAACAUCACAUUGUAAUUUUUCAAUAGAUAUUUUAAUGAUUUAUUAAAAAAUCAAUAGAG